AUGCCCUCUCUCGCCGGUGGCAACGGCGCCGCCAAGCCCGCCACCUCCAAAUUCCAGCUACCGGCCCUCGACCUCAAGUUCGGCUCUCUGACGGAGGGCACAGACAUCCCACCCCCUCUGCCAUCACCUAUACAGGAGGAGGCACCAGAGCUUCCCAAGGCCGCCCAGCCCGCCGUCAAUUCUGCUACGCACCACCCCACCAUUGCCAGCAAUGCUACCCAGACCACCCCAGAGGUCCAGAGCAACGGCCUGACGCGGUCCGCAGAGCAGCAACCGCCUGCCUCGCCGACCUCCACCAAGGCUCCGCCUAGCAUCCGACUUGACGGUGCCAUCCCCAGGCCCCCGAGCCAGAGCAAUGCCAGCAUUGCUACCGACAAGCAGUCCAAGCGCAGCUCCGGUUGGUUCCGCCGCCUGCGAGGCUCCGACAGCCUGGAUAUCAGGCGCUCCAGUCGCAUCUUCAUCUCUGGCGAUGGUCCCAAGCCUGCCACGCCCACCACGCCCACGACCCCCAGGUUUACCGGCCCUCCACCCCCCAAGAUACCUGAGUUCAAGGCCCUCGGGUCCAAGGUCGACAUCUCUGAUGAUGCUGGCAGCCUCGGCUCUGACCUCUUCAAGGACAUCAAGUAGACGGACGGUAGGCCAGCACGCCCUGGCUGGAUUCCAUGUCUCAGGCCUGGCAAUCCGGACAACGGCAAACGGUGCCAGGCCGUUUUCAUCGAUUCUGGACCGACUGCCCCCCCUUUUCUUUUUUUGGUUUUUUCUUCUUCCUUUCUAUUUCUUUCUUCUUUAAUUCCUACGCACCUUUACAUAACACUCUCACCCCGAACGACGUUUUCACUUUUCUUGUUCUUCGACCACAACGGGCCCCCAAGCCAAUUUAACACGGACUUAUCCAUACAUUGAAAGAGAUGGAGGAGGUGACAGACCGAGGUCCCAAUUUGGUGUAUAUUCUCUGGGUUAUCUUUUCGGCGCUUCUCUUGAUACCUUGAGAGCUGGGGCAUAAAGGGCAUAUUGCUGGCAGCCGUACAUAAUAUGAUUUGACGUCACAAGCGGGUGUCGUUAAAUCUUGUGAACUCAUGGAGCGGGUCAUUGAGUCAAGGGACGGAAGUGAGGUUUUUCUUCAUAAGGGAAGAAGCAUGCCUAGUCUGUCCCGCGCUAUAUGAAAAGAAUUGUUGACGAAUUCGAAAGGACAAGCAGCUGGGCCAAAAAUUCGAUAUAUAUUUAAUGGGAGACGCGACUGCCCAGGCAUUGGGGGCCAUUUCUACAAACC
Molecule: messenger RNA, 1270 nt
Organism: Cryphonectria parasitica EP155
Lineage: Eukaryota; Fungi; Ascomycota; Sordariomycetes; Diaporthales; Cryphonectriaceae
Exons: 3
Coding region: 1-627 (208 amino acids)
Source: RefSeq, a predicted model, not a curated record